AUGUUCUGCCAGAGUUAUUUCAGUGUUUUCGUUUCAUGCAUGCUCCUCGUGAUCAUCCAGCCAGGUGGUGGGUCUGAGAUUAUUGGAGGGAAAGAAGUCGAGCCACACUCGUUGCCUUUCAUGGCCUAUGUGGAAAGCAAAAAAUCUUUCUGUGGAGGGACGUUAAUCCAUCCACAAUGGGUCCUGACAGCUGCCCACUGCAAAAAUAUGAGUACGGUGACCCUGGGAGCACACUCGAUCAAGAAAAAAGAAAAAGCUUCUAAGCAGGUCCAAAAGGUUGAUAAACGUUUUCCUCAUCCUGACUAUUACCAGGGAUCCAGGGAGAAUGACCUCAUGUUGCUCAAGUUGAAGAAACCAGUAAAGCAAACCAAGACAGUACAAUGUCUCCAGUUAGCCAAAGUUGUCAAGGACCCUCCAGCUGGAGGCAAGUGUCUGGUUGCUGGAUGGGGAAAAACUGAAAACAACAAAACAUCAGAUGUUCUCCUGUCUGUCAAUGUGACUGUGGUCAGUAGACAGACAUGCAACUCUCGUGAUUAUUACAACCGCAACCCAGUUAUCACCAGUGACAUGAUAUGUGCUGGUUCAAAUAGUGGAAAAAAGGCUGAUACCUGUCAAGGGGAUUCAGGAGGACCUAUCAUCUGCGAUGGAGUGCUGGUUGGCAUCACUUCUUUUGGAAGAGGUUGUGGUAUCAUUAAAAAACCUGGAGUCUACUCGUUUCUCUCAGAGAAACGCCUCAAGUGGAUCAAAAAAACAAUGCAAUCCUCAGAAAUGUUAUGA
Messenger RNA from Neolamprologus brichardi, 777 nucleotides. RefSeq names its product granzyme A-like. Gene Ontology annotation, biological process: proteolysis. The record is from RefSeq and is a predicted model, not a curated record. Gene Ontology annotation, molecular function: serine-type endopeptidase activity. NCBI's taxonomy places the organism in Eukaryota, Metazoa, Chordata, Actinopteri, Cichliformes, Cichlidae.